This is a messenger RNA of Metopolophium dirhodum (rose-grain aphid), 1917 nucleotides long. RefSeq lists its product as uncharacterized. The record is from RefSeq and is a predicted model, not a curated record. The transcript has 10 exons. Gene Ontology annotation, biological process: proteolysis. NCBI's taxonomy places the organism in Eukaryota, Metazoa, Arthropoda, Insecta, Hemiptera, Aphididae. Bases 152 to 1822 code for a protein of 556 amino acids. Gene Ontology annotation, molecular function: cysteine-type peptidase activity. Gene Ontology annotation, cellular component: lysosome.
UUAUUAUAAUACUAUCGUAUUAUUUCCUUAAAAUAAUUUCAAAACAAAGAUGUAUUGAAUAUAAAAUGGUUGUAUAUGAUAUAAUCUGUCGAUCUACAGCUUCGGGCAUAACGUGAAAACUUUCAUUACAGGUAUUUCGUUGAUCUGCAGCAUGUGGACCCGAUGGACGUUUCUCUUUGAGUAUAAUAUGAAGGCAGGACACCAGAACUGCAGCCGGAUGACCACAGUUGCUGUAGCAGCGAUGAUGACGUUAGCGUGCGCACUGAAAAUCGUGGCGGCCGACGAAGGCAUCGCUAACGACUUGGCCGGGGAUUACUGCGCAAAAGUUGGGUGCUGCUCUGAAAGGCAGGAGGAUUGCUACGCACUGAUAUCGAACACGAGGUGCUACUGCGACGAUUUCUGCUACCAUAACCACACCGUGUCCAAUGACUGUUGUCCCGACUUCAUGUCGGUCUGCAAAGGAGUGACCACGCCCGACCCACCGAUAAUCGACAAAUGCUUCUACGACGACUUGGCCGGGGAUUACUGCGCAAAAGUUGGAUGCUGCGCUGGGAGGAACGACAGUGUUUGCUCCGCACCGAUAUUGGGCACGAGGUGCUACUGCGACGAUGUCUGCUACCUCAACCGCACCGGCUCCGAAGACUGUUGUCCCGACUUUAUGUCGGUCUGCAAAGGCGCCGUACCAACCAUGCCCGACCCUACGAAAAACGAAAAAUGUACUGAAAAACCGAAUUAUUGUAAUCACGGAGAAAUUAUGAGUAUAAAUUGCAAUGCAUGCCAAUGUCAAAAAAUCGGCGAAAACACGACGCUGAUAUGUAACCACGACGAAUGUCUUAUCGAUCCUUCACUCUUGAACACGAUUAGAACCCAAAGUCGUCAAUUUGGAUGGUCUGCCAAAAAUUACAGUGAAUUUUGGGGCGUUACAUAUGACAACGGACUCAAGUUACGGCUUGGUACACUUGAAUCACCGGAAAAGAUUUUACAAAUUGUACCUUUGAAAGCGGUGUUCCACCGAGAUUAUCUGAAGUCAUCUUUUGAUCUUCGCAAAGUUUUUGGUAAUAAAAUUACCGAUCCUAUCGAUCAGGGUUGGUGUGGCGCGUCCUGGGCCAUAAGCACUGCUCAAGUGACCACCGACCGUUUUGUUAUAAUGACCAAAGGACUGAUGCGUGACGCUCUGUCACCGAAACACCUGUUGUCCUGUAACAAUGACCAGCAACGAGGAUGUCAAGGUGGCCAUUUGACCAGUGCUUGGAAUUGGAUUAUGACAUUUGGACUAGUCACAGAAGAAUGUUACCCGUGGGAUGGUCAGGCAACAGGUUGUGCGGUGUCCAAUCAGAGAAGUAACAAUAACUUAAUCGUAUCGUGUCCGCGUUCAGCCAAAAUUUCACCACUUAGACGAGUUGGUCUGAUGUACAGAGUUGCUACAGAAGAGGGCAUUAUGUAUGAGAUCAUGAAUUGGGGAUCAGUCCAAGCCAUGAUGAAAGUGUCUAAAGAAUUUUUCAUGUAUGAAUCGGGCGUGUACAGGUGUUCAAAAUUGGCUUUAGGAUCGAAAACAGGAUAUCAUACUGUAAGGAUUGUUGGUUGGGGUGAAGAACAACAGAAUGGCAAAACAGUAAAAUAUUGGAUCGUUUCAAACUCGUGGGGACUUUGGUGGGGUGAAAGCGGAUACUUCCGGAUACUGAAAGGAACCAACGAGUGUCAGAUUGAAGACUUCGUUGUAGCCGCGAUGGCGGACAUCAGCAAUUUCUGUAACAUAUCGGAUCAGUCGUUCAGAGAAAAUGCUUCAUACACAUUGAAUGGCACCAAAAUCGAUAUAUCUUAAGCACGUCUAUACAUAAAAUGUUUGAGAAUACGUUGUAGUCAACUGAUCCAGAAAAAUAAAAAUUCACGGAAUAAAAAUUAUUCAUAUCACCUAAA